This is a messenger RNA of Galeopterus variegatus (Sunda flying lemur), 4023 nucleotides long. RefSeq names its product TCDD-inducible poly(ADP-ribose) polymerase (gene TIPARP). The coding region runs from base 416 to 2389 and encodes 657 amino acids. The transcript is spliced from 6 exons. Gene Ontology annotation, molecular function: metal ion binding; NAD+ poly-ADP-ribosyltransferase activity. The record is from RefSeq and is a predicted model, not a curated record. NCBI's taxonomy places the organism in Eukaryota, Metazoa, Chordata, Mammalia, Dermoptera, Cynocephalidae.
CGCGCGCCUACCCGCCAGCGAGUGCGCACGCGCGCGCGCGCGGGGCCGGCCUCUUUUCCGGCACCCACUGAGCGCCGGGCCUCCUCACCCCACCCCACCCCCCGCCGCACAGGCUCCGCCUCCCAGACGGGGCCGCCGGGAGGAGGCGACCGGAAGCCACUUAAGCAGAGCUGGAGGUGACAGGCGAGUGAGCUGGGCUGGGAGCGCGGUCGAGGCUUUCUACGCCCGCGGCGGCGGAAUGGCUUGUACGCGGCUCGCCUCAUCUCCGUUCUGCGACUUCUAGACGCCGGCGCCCGCCUUCCACACGGACCCCCGGCGCGGACGUUGCCCGCGACGCGGCUCCUGUCGUCCGCUCUCUCAGGCUGCCCGUUCAGGAUUUUUAGACUCUGAGGAACAAUUGGAGCUAAUCUACAUCAUGGAAAUAGAAACCACUGAACCUGAGCCAGACUGUGUAGUGCAGCCUCCUUCUCCUGAUGACUUUUCCUGCCAAAUGAGACUGUCUGAAAAGAUUACUCCAUUGAAGACUUGUUUUAAGAAGAAGCAGGAUCAGAAGAGAUUGGGAACUGGAACCCUGAGGUCUUUGAGGCCAAUAUUAAACACUUUGCUAGAAUCUGGCUCACUUGAUGGGGUUUUUAGAUCUAGAAACCAGAGUGCAGAUGAGAACAACUUACAUGAACCUAUGGUGAAAAAAACUCUGGAAAUCAAUCCAUCGUGCCCACCAACAGAAAACAAUAUGUCUGUCCUGAUUUCUGAUGGUACAAAUGUCAGGGGCCAAAUACCAGAGGCCCAUCCUUCCACCGAUGCUCCAGAACAAGUGGUUCCAAUCCAGGAUCACAGUUUUCCACCAGAAACCAUCAGCGGGACAGUGGCAGAUUCCACAUCAAGGCACUUCCAGACUGACCUUUUGCACCCGGUUUCAAGUGAUGUUCCUACUAGUCCUGACUGCAUAGACAAAGUCAUGGAUUAUGUUCCAGGGGUUUUCCAAAACAACAAUUUUACAAUCCAGUACAUUUUGGACACCAGUGAUAAGUUGAGUACUGAGCUGUUCCAGGACAAAAGUGAAGAGGCCUCCCUUGACCUUGUGUUUGAGCUGGUUAACCAACUACAGUACCAUACUCACCAAGAGAAUGGAAUUGAAAUUUGCAUGGACUUUCUGCAAGGCACUUGUAUUUAUGGAAGGGAUUGUUUGAAGCACCAUACAGUCUUGUCAUAUCAUUGGCAGGUCAAGAGGACAACUACUCAAAAAUGGCAAAGUGUAUCCAAUGAUUCCCAGGAGCACUUGGAAAGAUUUUACUGUAACCCAGAAAAUGAUAGAAUGAGAAUGAAGUAUGGUGGACAAGAAUUUUGGGCAGAUUUAAAUGCCAUGAAUGUGUAUGAAACAACUGAAUUUGACCAGCUACGAAGGCUUUCCACACCACCUUCUAGCAGUGUCAACUCUAUUUAUCACACAGUGUGGAAAUUCUUCUGUAGAGACCACUUUGGAUGGAGAGAAUAUCCUGAGUCUGUUAUUCGGUUGAUUGAAGAAGCAAACUCUAGGGGUCUGAAAGAGGUCCGAUUUAUGAUGUGGAACAACCACUAUAUCCUUCACAACUCAUUCUUCAGGAGAGAGAUAAAAAGGAGACCCCUUUUCCGCUCCUGUUUUAUAUUGCUUCCAUAUUUACAGACACUUGGUGGGGUUCCCACACAAGCUCCUCCGCCUCUUGAAGCAACUUCAUCAUCACAGGUCAUCUGCCCUGAUGGGGUCACCUCAGCAAACUUUUACCCUGAAACUUGGGUUUAUAUGCAUCCAUCUCAGGACUUCAUCCAAGUGCCUGUUUCUGCAGAGGACAAAAGUUAUCGAAUCAUUUACAACCUUUUUCAUAAGACUGUGCCUGAGUUUAAAUAUAGAAUUUUGCAAAUAUUGAGAGUCCAAAACCAGUUUCUUUGGGAAAAAUAUAAAAGGAAAAAGGAAUAUAUGAACAGGAAAAUGUUUGGCCGUGACAGAAUAAUAAACGAGAGACAUUUAUUUCAUGGAACAUCCCAGGAUGUGGUAGAUGGAAUCUGCAAGCACAACUUUGACCCUCGAGUAUGUGGAAAGCAUGCUACAAUGUUUGGACAGGGCAGUUAUUUUGCAAAGAAGGCAAGCUACUCUCAUAACUUUUCUAAGAAGUCCUCCAAAGGAGUCCAUUUCAUGUUUCUCGCCAAAGUGCUGACUGGCAGAUACACAAUGGGCAGUCAUGGCAUGAGAAGGCCCCCUCCAGUCAAUCCUGGCAGUGUCACCAGUGACCUGUAUGACUCUUGUGUGGAUAAUUUCUUUGAGCCUCAGAUUUUUGUCAUUUUUAAUGAUGACCAGAGUUACCCUUAUUUUGUUAUCCAGUAUGAAGAAGUCAGUAACACUGUUUCCAUAUGAAAAAUCCUGGUACUGCUAAAUUAUUUGAUAUGAACUAAAUCCAGCAUUUGUAGCAGGUUUUGAAUGGGUGGGACAGGGUGGGAAACAGUAUUGGACAUUAAUAGGGCACUUUUCAGACCCAUUUUUUUUAAGUGCUAGAAAGUGUAAAUUUUUCUUAAGAAAAAUACAAGUUUUAAAAUGACAACUUAUUCUUUAAUUAUUUACUAAUUGUGAGUGUACUCAGUGUGGGAAAGACUACAGUUUGCAUACUCUUUUCAUUCACACUUGUACAUAUAGGCAGCAAUGUUAUUAGAAGCAUUAAUUAAAAAAAAGAAAACUGAACAGCCUAACUAAUUAAUGUGUCUUGGGUCUGGUAGAAGUAUGGCCAAAUGAAGUGGAGACUGUGAGUAAAGCGAAGGUUCAGUUUAUUUACUUACAUUGAUAAAAUUGACUGGUACUACUGUGCCCAUUCCCUUUCCAAAGCAUCACUGCUUUGGUGUAGUAUAAGUUCGUGAAAUUCUGGUGGGUGGAAAGAAAUUUUUAUUUCUAUGAGCAGGACUGAAGUAUAUCACCCAAACACAGAACAUCAAUGACUUUAACUGUUCUGCAGAGUUUGCCUGAAAAUUCAGAGUUCCGUUUAGAGGAAGUAAAAGAAAAGGAACCAUUUGAGAAAUUUUUGUCACCAGCAAAAUUUUUCACAACUAGUUAUAUGAAAGGUGAUUCUUGUUUGUUAAACUUCAGACUUGGGAAAUUCAGUCUCUUCCAUUAUCAUCCACCCUAAUUGAAGGAAUUGGGCAGCUAAUUUGGUUAAAGCUCAUCUUGAGGAUUAGAAGUAUUACUUUCUUUUGGGGUUCCAGACCUAGCCCUUAACUGAAGGUUUUAAAAGGAAGUACAUCUAUAGUCAAAUAAAUAAGAUUUAUUACUGUACUUUGCACAAAGUAGAUUCUCAAAAGUAUUUGUUGAGUUGGAAUUAUUGUUAAAGGUGAUAAUCCCACUCCUACGCCUGCCUUGCCAGAUGCAGCUGGGUUUCCUGGCUGACUCUGUACCAUACUUACACUACUUACUUAAUAGAAACACAGACUUGGAAAUUGUGCCACUGGCUCAGCUAGAGCACUGUUAGGUGAAUAUGCUGUUGCCGCAGUUCAGAGAGGUAGCAGCUAGGUGAACUUAGCCUUAAGCAAAGCAAAUACCUGGAGUUACAAAAAUGGAAGUGGUUCAUAAAGGAAUUCACCAUGGAAUUCCGUCAGAUACCACGCUCUCCUCGUAUGUUUGUGGUUGUUUCAUUUAAACAAAACUUUUCAGGAACUUCUGUGUUGUCUAAAGCAAAAUAUAUCUAUACUGAUGUCUCAGUGAAUCAGUCUGUUUAAGCACUUAUCAGGGCUUCCACGCAGUUAUUUAUUUUGCCCCAGUUGAUCCUGUUGUUUGCUGCCAUUGGCAUGAAACAGCUAACUGUGGCUGUCACGGUUGUUGCAUUCAAUUAUAUCUUGUAAACCAGUGAUUUCCAGUCUUUUUCAAGUUCAGAUACCUUAACCAUUGCUUAUUUGAUUUUAUGAAACUUGUUCCUUUUUUCUUCCUAAAGAAAAAGAAAGCUUUAUGACUUAUUUAUUUUUUUAAUAAAACUAAGCAAAAAUAAAAGUUAUGGUAAUUCUUUAAAA